Funneliformis mosseae is the source of this 211-nucleotide messenger RNA. Lineage: Eukaryota; Fungi; Glomeromycota; Glomeromycetes; Glomerales; Glomeraceae. The record is from the annotation of a GenBank genome assembly.
UGGUCUAAACGUAACUCACCAGCAUCUUGACCAGCUUAACAGAAUCGCAUUGAGACAUAAGAUCAUCCAUCAUGACGCAGAAAAGAAUUAUGCUAUAGGUAAUAUAGAAUUAGAAGACUCUGAUCCUGAAGAUAAGCACAACUCAGAGUCAGAAUCAGAGUCUACAGAAAAUGAUGAAAUAUCUGAUAUUAUUAAUAUAUAUAGCUACUAA